UCCCUCUCUUGGAGAGACCCUCUUCUCUGCCUGCUUCCUCCUCUCCCGCUGUUUGUGAAUGAGGCAGUUUCUGAAUGGAGCUGCUGGGGGUUCAGGCUGAUGAUCAGGGGCAGCAGCAUUGGCCGUGAGAAGGGGAGGGGGUUGUCUUAUCCUUCCUUCCUCUUUUCUCUCUCUUUCUCCUUGGCUGCUUUUGAGGAAUAAGGACUUGGGGAGCCAGAGACGGAGGACGAAGGGAAGGGUUUGGAUUCUCUCAGGGUAGUUCAAACACGGAGAGGAUUUGUGGGCUCAGAGUAGGAGUAUUCUGGAAGGUCAGGACUAGACUAGCGGGGGGUGGCAAGCACAGGGUAUUUUAGUCUGUUUCAGAGGGAUUUCAAGCGCUAACCUUUAGGUCACGGCUUGAAAAAGUUUUUUGCUUUCUUUUUUAAAAUAUCGAAUGUUUUCUCUUUUUUUCUAAUAGAAUAUUUGCUUCCUUUCUGUUUGUUUUUUUCUUGGGGGGGGGGGGGAAUGAGAGGGAUGAAGCAAGAGGAGAGUUAGAGAAUUCUUCAUCAUCCCCUCUAGUGAGCCCGGUAGAAAAGCAGGAUCAUGCGUGGCUGCCCACCGCAGGCUGGGGGUGUGGGGGGAGUGGAGGGGCUGAGCAGGAGUAGGAAAUAGCGGGGAGGGGAGAAGGGUGAGGGGAGUUUGGGGUUUAGGAAAAGGGGGGAAAGAGGGACUUCCUCACCCCCUUUACCUUUCCCAAUCCAAUUGUUUUUACCCUUUGGCUCGGAUUUCUUUUUUGCUUUUAAUUGCCUAGCCGCGGUGCCCUUGGCGGGGGUCCGGCCGGGCACACCUGGGGCCGGGGGCGCACGACCACAUCUGGCCGCAGCGGGGGUUGGAGGCGGGAGGGCGCAGGAGGCGGAGGCCGACCAGGGCCGGGCCCGGCCAGGCCAGGCCAGGCGGGGGUUGGGCUGGCGGCCCGAGCCGCCGCCGCUGCCGCCACUGCUCUCCGCGAUGGAGCCGGGGCCCGAGGCGGGGCUGGAGCCGGGGCCGGGGCCCUGGCUCGACAUGGCGCCGGAGCUGACCCACGACGAGGAGCUGGCCACCAAGCAGUUUCUGGAGGAGAUUAACAAGUGGACAGUUCAAUACAAUGUGUCUCCACUCUCUUGGAACCUGGCUGUCAGGUUCCUCAUGGCCAGAAAGUUUGAUGUCCUCCGGGCUAUUGAAUUGUUCCACGCCUACAGGGAAAUGCGACGGAAAGAAGGAAUCGUCAAGCUGAAGCCUCAUGAGGACCCUCUCCGUUCAGAAAUCCUCAGUGGGAAGUUCACAAUCCUAAACACACGGGAUCCCUCUGGAGCUUCCAUUGCCCUCUUCACUGCUAAGUUACAUCAUCCUCACAAAUCCUCCCAACAUGUGGUACUCCAGGCUCUGUUUUACCUGCUGGACAGAGCAAUGGAUAGUUUUGAAACUCAAAGGAAUGGAUUAGUGUUUAUCUACGACAUGGGGGGUUCCAAUUAUAACAACUUCGAGCUAGACCUCGGCAAGAAAGUCCUAAACCUCCUGAAGGGAGCCUUCCCAGCUCGGCUAAAGAAGGUGUUGAUUGUAGGGGCUCCCAUGUGGUUCCGAGUGCCCUACUCCAUCAUCAGUAUCCUGUUGAAGGACAAAGUCCGUGAAAGGAUUCAGAUAAUGAGGACAAGUGAGCUGACCCAGCAUUUGCCCCGGGAGUGCCUUCCUGAAAGCCUGGGAGGGUAUAUAAAGUUGGACCUCACCAGUUGGAACUUCCAGUUCCUACCUCAAGUGAAUGGCUACCUAGAUCCUCUUGAUGAAAUUAUCUUACUGUCCCUCACUACCUCUGUGGAAAAUUGCGACUCAGUGCACAUCCCGGGCCCUCAGGCCAUGAGCAUCAUGGAGCUUGUGGAGCACUUCAACCACAGUCAGAAGAGGGGGAUUUAUGAAGAGUAUGAGGACAUCCGCCGGGAGAACCUGGCUGGCACAUUCCACUGUUCCAUGUCACCAGGUAACUUGGAGAAAAACCGAUAUGGCGAUGUACCGUGCCUGGACCAAACCCGAGUGAAGUUGACCUCUUCGAAGGGGAGUGGUAUCUCCCAGACAGACUACAUUAAUGCCAGUUUCAUGGAUGGCUAUAAGCAAAAGAAUGCUUAUAUUGGCACACAAGGUCCCUUGGAGAACACCUACCAUGACUUUUGGCUCAUGGUCUGGGAGCAGAAGGUUCUGGUGAUUGUCAUGACUACACGAUUCGAGGAAGGUGGAAGGAGGAAGUGUGGUCAGUACUGGCCCUUGGAAAAAGACUGUCGGAUCCAAUUUGGCUUUCUCACGGUGACCAAUCAAGGAGUUGAAAACAUGAACCAUUAUAAGAAAACCACGCUGGAAAUUCAUAACACAGAAGAACGACAAAAAAGGCAGGUGAUCCACUUUCAGUUCCUGAGCUGGCCAGAUUAUGGGGUCCCUUCUUCAGCUGACAGCUUGAUUGACUUCCUCAGAGUGGUCAGAAACCAGCAGAAGAUGUCGGUCAGGAACUUGGGACCACGCUUCAAAGGUCAUCCUAGAGGGCCACCCAUUGUGGUCCAUUGUAGUGCGGGCAUCGGCAGGACAGGCACCUUCUGCUCCCUGGACAUCUGCCUGGCACAGCUGGAAGAACUGGGCACUCUGAACGUGUCUCAGACUGUGUCUCGCAUGCGAACCCAGAGGGCAUUCAGCAUCCAGACCCCGGAGCAGUACUAUUUCUGUUAUAAGGCCAUUAUUGAAUAUGCCCUGAAAGAGGGCAUGGUGCCCCCCGGCUUCCAUCUGCUGGGCACAGAGAGGCAAUAGCUGGCCCCUGGAGCCUGUCACCUGGUGGCGGGAGCCUUCGUCCAGCCUUCCUCACUCUCCCUGGGACACUGCCAAGCCUUUAGGUGGCCAUCAGUAAUGUUGAACCAGAUCCGCCUCUUUUUUGUGUCUCCUGGUACACGGCAGCCUUUUCCUUUGGCUGGCUAGCUCUCAUGAAAUCUCCACGAGUUGCCAGUGGCUAGCAGCUUGUGUUCUCAAUUUUUAGCACCUGCUAUUGAACUGUGCCUUAUCAAAACCAAAUUGUGGCUACUGUUUCUGGACAGGGGCCCCCAGAGGGAAGUGGGAAAGGACCUUCUCUUCCCCUCUCACCUCCUCACCUUGACUUAGCCACAGCUUGACGGGGAAGGAGGGGAGCCCCCUCCGGUCCAUCCCAAGAGAGUCUGACCAAGCUCCAUAUUCUAGAGAUCCUCCCCAGUGCCAAGAAGGUGUAAGAAGUAAGGCGUGUCCUGCAGUCUUCUCUACUGUUCUGUGUGCCUGUGUGUGUGUCUCUGUGUGGGGGUCUGGAUCUGUCUGUCUGUCUGUCUGUGUGUCUGUGUGUCAUCUAUACUGUCUGUGUUAAUAUGUACGUAGUAUAUAAAUCCCUGUAUGUACACAGCUCUUCUAGCAGUUCAUGGGCUCCAUGCUGGAGCUCGCUGGAGCAACAGCAGCCUUCGUUGCCGGGGGGCCCCCCAGACGGUGCGGCUGGGGAGCCCAUUAUGCAUCGUGCUGGCAGUGCCCAGCGCGUGGACCAUCUCCCUGUCUUGGUCACAGCCUGCCUUGGCCCUGGGAAUGCUGUGCGUGGGGACCCCCGCGCGUUAUGCUCCCAACUUAACGCUUUUUCUCUGUCUACCUUAUCAACCGGGGGAGCCCUUUCCCUUGCCCAAGGAGCUGCAGAUCUGCACUGUGGCGCUCGAGCCCUCUGUCUCUCCUGGUCCCCCUGGGGGAUGCUGGGAACAAACUCAGUGAGGUGCCAAGGCCAAAGGCAAUCGGUACGACGUCUUCAGAGGGGUAUAACGGGAGGGGGCCUGACCAGGGAGAGUCACUUGACGGGAAGAGGGAUUCUUUCUUGUUGGGCUUUCCAAAGCCUUCCCUCCUCUACUGCCAGCCACAGCCCGGCUCCAUGCCAGGCCAGAGCUGACCGUGGCUCCCGGCUGGGGGCCCCCCGCUCGGCCAUGACUUGGUCACUCUGCUCCCCACGCUCGCCCCGGUGCCGAGGGGGGAGACUGCCGUCAGCGAUGCCGAAACCUCCCCCUCCCAGAAGACGGGGUCGGAGGCUGAUGGGCCCUCAGCCAUUUUAUACUGUAACGAGCUCUUUGAAUGUGUAUAUUCUUAUUUUUACAAUCUUUUCAUUUUGUAUUUAACGUUUAAGGAUUGAGUCAGAUUUGGAGAAUAAUUGUAAAUGUUCAUAUUCAAUACCUUACGGUGAUCCAGUUUUGUAUUUACAUAUAAAUAUACCGACAAAUGGUCCGGC
Messenger RNA from Monodelphis domestica (gray short-tailed opossum), 4270 nucleotides. RefSeq names its product protein tyrosine phosphatase non-receptor type 9 (gene PTPN9). Gene Ontology annotation, molecular function: protein tyrosine phosphatase activity. The record is from RefSeq and is a predicted model, not a curated record. NCBI's taxonomy places the organism in Eukaryota, Metazoa, Chordata, Mammalia, Didelphimorphia, Didelphidae. Gene Ontology annotation, biological process: protein dephosphorylation.